AAAAAAAGCAAUAAAUCAUCAGCAAAAAAUAGAUGAGAAAUUUUCAGCCUUGAACAUGAGAUAUUUUAUUUUUAGGGUUAAAAAUGUAAAAAAAUAAUACAUGAAUUUUUUAAAUAAUUUAAGAGGAAGUUUGGUCUCACAUGAGUUGCACGUGCCACUUCAGAUGUAACGGUGUUAAACUUUGGGCGCUUUCUACAAAAGUUAUUGGGGGUCUAAUACAAUUUUGAAAGUUAUUGGUGGUUCACUCAAAAUGCUAAAAGUUCCGGGGCCUAAUUAUAUAAGUAAACAUGGUAUAUCUAGUAUAACUCAGAAGAGCAAGAACGAAAUAUCACCAAUAAUUAAAAUAGAAGAAGAAAUAUGAAAUUAAAGAAAAUACCACCUAAUUCAAUAUGUCAUCUGCGUACCUUGAGAAACUAGCUAGUAAUCCUUAUUCACUGAACAAUUAGCUUUAACGUAUUCUGGGUCAAUGCAGAACAAAGAAUUCAAGCAUUACUUCACUGAUUCAAGAAUCUUUUUCUUUCCAUUCAUCAGAAAUUACCCAGUAGACAGAUCACUGAAUUGUUUCCACCAAGACGACCUUGUGAAUUCUCUUUAUUUUUGGAGUGCAGAUAUUUUUGACCACUUUAAGGACGUCAACGGUAGCUUCAAGGCAAGCCUUUCACAUGAUGCAAAAGGAUUGUUGAGUUUAUAUCAAGCUUCUUAUCUGUCUUUUAAAGAGGAGAUCACAAUGGACGCAGCAAGAGCUUUUGCAGUCACUCAUCUAAAGACGCUGGAUGCAUCCAAAUUGAGAUUUGCAAAGGAAAUUGCAGAUGUAAUGGAGCUCCCAUCACACUGGAGACCGACAAGGCUAGAAGCUAGAAGGUACAUAGAUACUUACGAGAAGGAAGAAGACACAAAUUCUGCGUUGCUUUUGUUUGCUAAGCUAGAUUUCAACAUGGUUCAAAAUGUACAUCAAAGGGAACUUGCAAAGGUUACAAGUUGGUGGAUGGGUCUCUCUCUUGGAAAGACGUUGGAGUUUGCUAGAGAUCGAACACUAGAGUGCUUCUUUGUAGUGAUUAUAAUAGUAUUUCAGCCUCACUUUGGAUAUUCCCGCGAGGGGCUUACAAAAGUUAUAACUCUUAUGGUACUUUUGGAUGAUGUUUAUGAUGUCUACGGAUCCUUGGAUGAGCUCGAACUCUUUACACGUGCUGUUGAAAGAUGGGAAGUCGAGGAGUUGGAAAAUCUUCCAGAAUGUAUGAAGAUAUGUUUCACAAAUAUUAGCAAUCUUGUGGGUGAAAUGACUGUCGAUUUUCAAAAAAGUAAUGGAUUGACUAUUCUACCUUAUCUGAGAAAAGCGUGGACAGAUAUAUGCAAAGCAUUCUUGGUGGAGGCAAAAUGGCAAAAUGAUAAUUAUGUGCCAACAUUUGAAGAGUACAUCAACAAUGGUUGGAUGUCAGUUUCCGGGCCUCUCAUAUUGUUACAUACUUUCCCCCUCAUGGGACAAGAAAUAACAGUGAAAGCAUUAGAACACUUGGAGAAUUAUCCUAAAAUCAUUCGUUUAGCAUCAAAAAUUUUCCGACUUUAUAAUGAUUUAGCAACUUCAACGGCAGAGCUAGAGAGAGGCGAUUCAGUAUCAUCUAUACAAUGUUACAUGAGAGAAAGUGGUGAUUCAGAAGUUGAAGCUCGCAAACAUAUAUCGAGUCUCAUUUUCGAGACAUGGAAAGAGUUGAAUGAAGAAGCUAUACUAUGUUCUUCCUUGCCUCGAUUUUUUAUAGAAGCGUGUGUAAAUCUAGGACGAAUGGCAAUUUGCCUAUAUCAACAUGGAGAUGGUUUUGGCAUUCCAACUCAUGACACCAAGGCCCACAUAACAUCAUUGCUCAUGAAGCCCAUUAGCUUACAGAGCAAGGAAUUACAGACUCCCAUCAAUAAUGUGGUUGCUAAAUAGGACCGCAUGCAUGGUUACCCUUAUAAUAAAUGUUGUAUGGACAUAUUUGUAAGAUGUUAUUUUCAUGCAUGGUUACCCCUAUAAUAAAUGCCGUAUGGACAUAUUUAUAAGAUGUUAUUUUCACGCAUGGUCACCCUUAUAAUAAAUGUUGUGUGGACAUAUUUGUAAGAUAUUAUUUUCAGAUAUGAAAAUAGCCAGGAUGCGGGCAUUGUGUAA
Asparagus officinalis (garden asparagus) is the source of this 2140-nucleotide messenger RNA. RefSeq names its product (-)-alpha-terpineol synthase-like. The record is from RefSeq and is a predicted model, not a curated record. Gene Ontology annotation, biological process: diterpenoid biosynthetic process. Lineage: Eukaryota; Viridiplantae; Streptophyta; Magnoliopsida; Asparagales; Asparagaceae. The coding region runs from base 467 to 1924 and encodes 485 amino acids. Gene Ontology annotation, molecular function: terpene synthase activity; magnesium ion binding. The transcript has 5 exons.